AUGAACGAUUCAGAUGAGUUUCUAUCUCUGUGUAAUGAAGCUUCAACUUCAAGUUCUAACAACGUAGUGGAAAAUGUUGGCAAAAACUUGCCGCGUAUUCUUGAUGGCAAGUUCUUUCAAUUUUGUAAAGAAGAGUCUACAGAUCGCAAACGAGUUGGAAUGUGCACGUUGUGCUUGCCAAAACAAGUCAAAAUAUCCGGAACGUUGCCUUCAACGUCUAACUUUGUUACGCACCUAAAAAGAAAACAUGGAGAAAGUGCACUCAACGACUAUAAAACAUAUUUUGCCAGUAAUAAAAAAACGAAGAAAACAAGUCCAGAAACUCAGUUACAGUCAAAAGCUAAGGCAUCACAAGAAGAAUUUAAUGAAAACAUUGUCAAAUUUUUCAUACAUUCCCUGAUACCCCUCAGAGCAAUUGAGGAUCCGUACCUGAAAAAAACCUAUGAAAAUGCAGAGUUUGGUGUGGAAAUAGAUUCUAUUAAUUCGAUCGAAAUAGUUGAAUUUGAAGAUAAAGACUCAGAAAUUGAGGACAUUUUUAAUGCUUCAGAAGAUGAUGUUCAAUCAGAAGUUAGUAGUACAACAUCGCAUGACAAGUCUGAAACCGAUCCCUUAUCUAUUGAAAAUGUUCAUGUGUCUCCUGAACUGCCAGCUCACCUGAGAUGUUCUGCUCAUAAACUUAACUUGUGCGCAACCACAGAUGCUGGAAAAGUGCUUCGAAAUCAAAAUACCAGCCUAUCCAAAACGCAUGAGCGAGUAAUAAAUAAAUGCAACAAACUAUGGAAUGCUGCUGGUCGGCCAAAAUCAGCAGAAAUAAUCCAAACGGUUUUGGGACAUACGUUAUCAAGGCCAGGAGAUACUAGGUGGAAUAGUACUUACGACGCACUAGGACAAAUAUAUGCUAUAAAAGAUAAAAGCAUUCCGCUGUAUGAAACUUUAAAAAUCAGUUGCAGUAGUCAGUUGCGGCACAACGAAUUCCAUUACAUCCAAGAAUACUUAAAAUGUUCUAAACCAAUAGCAGAUGCACUUGACAUUUUGCAAGAAGAGCAUCAAAGAUUGAAAUCAUUUUUCAAAGCCACUAUUGCAAAAGAAGUUUCGGAAAAUACUGAUUCGAGUUCAGCAAUGAAAAAUCAAAAUAAAAAUGAUUUUUUUCAAUUUGAUAGCUCUUCUUCUGAUACUGAGGAAGACGUAUACCGAGUGCAGAGGUCAAAAGCCGAUCUGAUAGUUUCCUAUUAUUUAUCAGAUAUGGAACAAGAUUUAAAUGCUCUUCAUAGAUACCCAGAAGUGAAAAAAGUAUUUAUAAAAUACAAUACCCCUUUACCUUCUUCAGCUCCAGUGGAAAGACUAUUUUCAUAUGCCACCAUGAUAAAUCAUCCGAAAUCCCACAAGCUGUCCGAUGAAAUGUUCGAAAAACGAGUAGUAUUGAAGGCUAAUUUGAAUGAUUAG
Spodoptera exigua (beet armyworm) is the source of this 1443-nucleotide messenger RNA. Lineage: Eukaryota; Metazoa; Arthropoda; Insecta; Lepidoptera; Noctuidae. The record is from the annotation of a GenBank genome assembly.